Molecule: messenger RNA, 6363 nt
Organism: Aureobasidium vineae
Lineage: Eukaryota; Fungi; Ascomycota; Dothideomycetes; Dothideales; Saccotheciaceae
Source: the annotation of a GenBank genome assembly
AUGUCGACGUCUCGAGGCCGCAACCCGCCUCCGCCAUCGUCGUCGCACAGGCGGCGGCCCUCUGCCAACAUGCCCCAAGCAGACGACGAUGACAGCUUGCUGGGUUCGCGACAGCUUGAAGCCUUUGGCCGCACCGUCCAUGCCACUGCCAGCCAUUUCAUCGGCCCUCUGACAGGCGACCCUCACCAUUACCAGACCGCCCUAGGCGACAUCCACCGCGAGCUACGUCGACCUUUGAUUCAGCGCUCCGUCUUUGAGCUCGCCAAAGCUUCGCCCAAGGAACUUGUCCGCUCUACUUUCUCCACCACCGAGAUCCAGCACCGCGCUCUAGUCCACCUCCCCGACGACCUCCUCCGCCACAUUCCCGAACGCUCCAGCACUUACUCACUAUUCCAAGGCUUCCAGGCCUCUAAACCAGAAGAGAAGAAAAAGUCUGCCCGCAGCAACGACAAAGGCCAGAAAUUACUCGGCCAUGAAAGCGAUGAUGAAGCAGAUCCAUCCACUCCUGCAGCCGCCCUAAAGAAGCUCAAAUCAAAAAAGGGUACUAUGGAGCACCGCUUGGAGAUGAUGGGCAUUCGCAAGAACAUGUGUAUCUCCGAGAUCAAAGAAAUCGAUACCAAGAUUGCCAAUCUCAACACUAUGAGGAAGAUUGUCCUUCAACGACUGGCCGGUCACGAGCAGGAAGAGGUCGACCUCGAAAAUGAGAUACAAGAAACGUCCGAGAAGCUCUCCGACUUACAGGAGGAAAUGGAAGAUGCUGCUGCCCUGGCUACCAAAUCCCCACCACUGGAACCUACACCGGACACGCCUGCCGAUCUGGCCGAGUCUACCGAAACUUUCAUGUCUGAAUCUGUAUACGAGAAACUGCCUGACCCCUCGCCGACCAAGACGGACAAAGAAAAGGAAAAGGAGAAAAAGAAGCGCCGUGUAAACAGGCGCAAAUCCAUGCCCGUAUUGCACGAGCACAUGGAGAAGGGUUCUCGCAUCCGCGAGUUCCAAGCCCACAAUGACAUGAUUACUGCCCUGGACUUUGACGCUCCUUUUGGUACUCUUGUUUCCGCCGCCCUCGACGACACAGUUCGCGUAUGGGAUUUGAAUGCUGGAAGAUGCAUAGGUCUUCUUGAAGGCCACCACGCUUCAGUGCGCUGCUUGCAGGUACAAGACAAUUUUGUUGCCACUGGGUCAAUGGAUGCUAGCAUCCGCUUCUGGGACCUGAACCAAGCCGAAUAUUCUCCUCCGCCGUCAUCGCGGAAUAACAGAUUUGGUCGUUCGUCUGAGGACGGGGAAGAUGAUGCCGAUAUGUUAUCUGAUCCCGAAUUGGACCCUCUUCCCGUCGCGCCUACAUCUUCCAUGCAAGACUGUCUGGUCACCGAACUUUCUGCUCACGUGGCAGAAGUUACUGCUCUACACUUCCACAAGAACACUCUUGUUUCUGGUUCGGCUGACAAGACGCUUCGCCAGUGGGACUUGGAGAACGGUCGCUGCGUACAAACACUUGAUGUCAUGUGGGCAGCUGCUCAGGCAAGUGUAUCGAACAACAGCUUUGGCGCCCCUUCUCCAGCUGCUGCAGAUCCAGCGGCCUCAGAAGGCUGGUGGCGACCUGCUUCUGGCCGCCUACCGCCUGCCGAAGCGGACUUUGUCGGUGCCAUCCAAGUGUUUGAAACAGCAUUGGCAUGCGGUACUGCCGAUGGUAUGGUCAGACUCUGGGACCUGAGAAGUGGCAAUGUCCAUAGGAGUUUGGUUGGCCAUACAGGGCCCAUUACAUCUUUGGCAUUCUCUGGCAUUCAUAUGGUGACUGGCAGUGCUGAUCGCAGUGUUCGGAUUUGGGACCUCCGUACUGGUGGCAUUAUUGACGCAUUCGCAUACGAAUCACCAAUCGUCGACUCAUCCGUUGACGCCAGACAUAUUGUGUCGGCAAUUGGUGAGUCGGUGGUCAAAGUCUACGAUAAAACAGAUGGCAACCAAUGGGACUGCGGGCCUGGGGCGGCGGAAAUGGAAGAGGAAGACCAAGGGCCGCUCUCCACCAUUGAGCGUGUCCGCAUCAAGGACGGCUAUCUGGUUGAAGGCAGGAAAGACGGAGUCGUCGGUGUGUGCCUGCUUGCAUCUUCUGUCUUUACCGUUCGCCGCAUCCAAUCUAUUCUGCCCGUCCAAUUUAUUUCCACUCGUGCUCACAGAAUGCUCGUCCGAGCAGCGGGUCGCAGGACGCGGCGAAACACCUCUCUAUACCUCACUCAUCUCGCCGACUCGCUACAUCUUCCGUUUCUCUGUCCUGCUCAGGCACGAUGGAACUCGUCACAUUCGCCGCAAACUCCCCAAGCAAGAACACCCACACGCCUCCAAUCCUUGAGUACCGACAAGACACAAACGAGGCGCUUAGCCACAGUUGCCGAUCAACACUCGACAGCCCCUGACUCGCCACGAUGGACUUUUGGUGGAGUUGAAUACUCUCUGGAUCCCAAGGACACUCUCAUGCUGCAACAUGACCUGCAAGCAACACACGAGCCUAGACGCUUGUUCACAAACGGGCUCGCUGGAAAUGUCAGCGAUCUCGUACAAAGUCUACACACAUGUCUCCGCGUCGAGCGUCUCGAGAGAGCCCGCCUUGUCAUCGAAAAGUUGCGACAACGCUGCCACAAGGAUUCAUUCGAGAUCCAACACGUCCACAGUGCAUACCUCGAGGCGAGCCUCGCACAGAUCGAGAACACUCCAUCAUCGAACCGAAGAGAAGAUCAAUAUGAAGCUUUGCGGGAUUGGUUCGAGAAUGACCUUGUGCAACACGAGUAUCCUAUUGACUCGCAAACGCUAGUCGUCAUGAUGCGCGCCGCCAUGAAUUCGCUGACGAAACCCAAGCAAGAGCGCGCCAUUCGCCGCUAUGCAGAACUUGCAGAGGCAUCUGGACCAGGUCUGCUCGACGAGAUUUGCGAUUCUGACGACUUCACUGAUGAUGAGUUUAUGAGGAUUGGAGCCGUCCUACCUACUUUGAAAUCCAGGUCGCCACAAAUCGAGCAGCCCGUCGACACCGAUGAGCUGCCAUCUUCUGAUUCAGAUAUCGUAUCCACGCCCGACCUCACCGAUGUACCCGCUGUUCUUGAAGUAGCACAGAAGGGAAUGGGCUUGGCCUCAUUGAAAGAUGCUCUUGACGCCGCGUCACCUGCUCUUCAGUCAAGCACGACGCUCGAGGCCAUGGAACAGGCCAGACUCACACCCGAGGAUCGCGAGCGUCUGCUUGAAGAGAGUGCGGGUAAAGCGGCCAUAGAGCGAUGGAAGAAAGAGGAGGAAAACCUGCAAAAACUUGGUAUACACAGCACUCUUGAAUCAAAGCCGCUUGGCGCUUUGAUGUGGCAAUGGUACUCGGACUUGCUGCCUGUGCUGCGCGAAGAGAUAGAGGCCUGUCGCGCGCUCAUGGACAAUCCUCCACGAGACAAUACCGUCAAGGAACAACUCAUCUACGGACCCUUCGUUGAGGCUGUGCCCAUAGAGCAACUCGCCGCAACAACUAUCCUCAGCGUCAUGGGUUCGUUCGCUGGCGGCAAGGACAGGACCUCGGGUACCUACAGCAGUAACCAGAGACUCGGACGUCUUACAGCUACUCUUGGAAAAAUCAUGCAGGAUGAGGCUAACGCCGAAGCUGCUAGACAACGCGCAAUCGCUGAGCGUAAAGCGAAGCUUGGCCGUACUCCGAAGAAGCAGCCAAAGUCACCCCACCCAUUCUUUGACACGGAUUUGCACGUCUGGCCCAGCGAUGUUCGUGUCAAGCUGGGUGCCAUGCUUGUCUCGAAACUUAUCGAUAUUGCCAAGAUUCCUGUCUCUCGACAGCAUCCCAGGACAAAAGAGAUGGUCACGCAGACCCAGCCAGCUUUCCUCCACAAGACACUUUAUGAAUCAGGGAGGAAGCAAGGAUGGCUCUGCCCUAGUUCUGAGCUGAUACACAAGCUUCAUCGCGAACCCGUUGCCGGUCUCAUUGCCAAAAGGCUGCCAAUGGUGAUCGAACCAAAACCUUGGACCGGCUUCAGCAAGGGUGGCUACCUCAACUAUCCCACACCUGUCAUUCGUUUCUCUGGAGCGGACAGUGUGCCUCGUGACUACGCAUAUGCUGCCAUUCAACGAGGAGAUCUCGACAAGGUCUUCGAAGCUCUCAACGUCCUUGGCAAAGUUCCGUGGAAGAUCAACGAGGAUGUGUUGCGUGUGCAGAUCGAGGCAUGGAACAGUGGCGAGCCCAUCGGCAAUUUUGCUCCUUUGAAUCCAAAGCUCGACCUGCCUCCUGAACCUGACAACAAGUCUAAUCCUCAGGCGCGCCGUCUCUGGCUACAGAACGUCAAAGAUAUGGAGAACGCCAAGAGUGGCUACCAUUCGAAAAGAUGUUUCCAAAACUUCCAGCUCGAGAUUGCCAGAGCAUUCAGGAAGGAGAAGGUUUACUUNCCCCACAACAUCGAUUUCCGCGGUAGAGCAUAUCCUAUUCCUCCUUACCUCAAUCACAUGGGUGCCGACAACGCUCGUGCCCUGAUGACAUUCGCCGAGGGGAAAGGACUGGGCGAAGUCGGAUUGAGAUGGCUCAAGAUUCACCUGUCUAACGUAUUUGGUUUCGACAAGGCCAGUCUAUCCGAGAGAGAACAGUUUGCAAUGGACCACCUGGAUGACAUCCGCGAUUCGGUAGCCAANCCCCUGAGCGGUAGAAGAUGGUGGCUCGAAUCCGAGGAUGCGUGGCAGACUUUGGCUGCUUGUUAUGAAUUGAAGGCCGCCAUGGAUCUCCCCGAUCCGACUAAAUAUGUCUCACACCUUCCUAUUCACCAGGAUGGUACUUGCAAUGGUCUCCAGCACUACGCAGCUCUUGGUGGUGACUCUGCCGGUGCCCGUCAAGUCAACCUGGAACCUGGAGACAGACCCUCUGAUGUUUACAGUGCUGUUGCCGACGGAGUCAAGGCUGAAGUCGAGAAAGAUUUCGCUGCAGGUCAUCCUGUGGCGCAGUUCCUCAGAGGCAAAAUUACUCGCAAGGUCGUCAAGCAGCCGGUCAUGACCAACGUUUAUGGUGUCACCUACUACGGCGCCAGAGCGCAAGUCAAAAAACAACUUGAGGAAAUCUUCCCCGAGAUUCAUCGUCACGAUGCUUUGGACCAUCUGACGCUUGCCUCUUACGUCGCCAAGAAGAUCUUCAAGUCUCUUGGUGAGAUGUUUACAGGUGCACAAGCUAUUCAGACAUGGCUGGGAGAUUGUGCAGAUCGUAUCUCCACUUGUGUUACACCUGAGCAGAUUGCUUCCAUGGAGAAAGACCACUCUGAAGGCAGGUCUAUCAUCCCGGAGAAGCCCGUGAUUACCAAAGGUAAAGGCAAGGGCGCUACUGUACAGCGCGCUGAGGCGUCGAAGCACUUGUUCCGCAGCUCUGUCAUCUGGACCACUCCCCUUCGUCUUCCUGUCGUACAGCCUUACCGCACUUCGAAGCGCCGUCAGGUCAAGACCAAUCUUCAGCACAUUGCCCUCCAGGAGCCAACCGCAGUUGAUCCUGUAAGCAAGCGCAAGCAAUUGCAAGGCUUCCCUCCCAACUUCAUUCACUCUUUGGAUGCGACACAUAUGAUGCUGUCCGCCAUCAAGUGUGACGAGAACAACAUCGCGUUUGCUAGUAUUCACGAUUCCUUCUGGACCCACGCUUGUGAUAUCAAUCACCUAUCCGUCGUCCUCCGCGAUGCCUUCGUUGCCAUGCACACCGAAGAUGUCGUUGGUCGCCUGCGCCAAGAGUUUAUUGCUCGCUACAAGGGCUGUAUGUACCUUGCCGCAGUUGACAUCCGCACACCGGUUGGCAAGAAGAUUGCCGCGGUCCAAAAGGCUCGUCCUAAGGGAAACAGAAAGAACAAGCAGCUACAGCCAACCCUGAUCCUUCAACUUCUGGAAGAGGCCGAACGUUUACGUCUACUCAACAGCGAGAAUCCAGAGGAAGUUGCUCAAGGCGAAGAGAUGCUCACCUCUGGCAGCAUCUUUGCCGAUGAGGCCGAUGCUGAAGAUGCGCUGACUGUGCCUCCUGAGAUCGUCAACGCACGUCUCGGCGAGAUUCCCGAAAACUCGGAUGUCCUAGGUGCCUCCGAGUCUGGCGUUGAUGACUUGACCGAGCCCAUCUUGUCCGACCACGAUGACGUCGACACCACCAGCGACGACAAGGUCGCCAAAGCAGCCGAAGACGCCGAUGUGGAUGUGGAUGAAGCAGAAGAACACGUCCCCACCGUCGAAGAACUGAAGAAAAAGUCCAAGCCGGCCGCAAAGAAGCCGCCCGUCAAGAAGGUGUACGUCUGGCUGCCGCUCAAGUUCCCCGAGGUGCCUGCGAAGGGCGACUUUGACGUGACGAGGUUGAAGGAGAGUCGAUACUUCUUCCACUAG